Cynara cardunculus var. scolymus (artichoke) is the source of this 1409-nucleotide messenger RNA. Its product is annotated as oxysterol-binding protein-related protein 4C-like. The coding region runs from base 104 to 1294 and encodes 396 amino acids. Gene Ontology annotation, cellular component: intracellular membrane-bounded organelle; cytosol; membrane. The record is from RefSeq and is a predicted model, not a curated record. Gene Ontology annotation, molecular function: sterol binding. NCBI's taxonomy places the organism in Eukaryota, Viridiplantae, Streptophyta, Magnoliopsida, Asterales, Asteraceae. The transcript is spliced from 6 exons.
UUAUCAUUCUUAACGUUUCAGGUUAAUUCGUUCGAUUUUCACGUUUUUCUUUGGAACUAUGCUUUAAUCCGAUUUCAUGUGUUAAACUUAUAUUUCUGCAAACAUGAAUACGAAUCAGGUGAAUCAAGGGACGAUUGAAAAUGGAGGGGAGGAUUCCGUCGCUGUUCUAACGCCGCCGUUAUCGUUGGAUUGUGAGUCGGGGACUGAUUAUAGAGCACCCAAUUUGCUACAUCGUAUAUUGGCUCUCUUGAAGAAUGUACGGCCAGGAUCUGAUCUCACUCGGUUUUCGUUACCACCCAUCUUCAACAUCCCCAAGUCACAGCUUCAAUGUUAUGGAGAAUCAGUAUAUUGUGUGAACAGUGACAUGCUUACAAAAUGUGCAAAUGGUGAGACCCCACUUGAGAGAUUCAUAUCGGUUGUUGCCUGGACCAUAUCUACUUUACGCCCUCUGAUGUUUGGUGUGGCUCCCUACAAUCCUAUCCUUGGAGAGACUCACCAUGUCUCGAGAGGCAACCUAAAUGUGCUACUCGAACAGGUUUCACACCAUCCACCUGUGACGGCCCUCCAUGCUACAAAUGAGAAAGACAAGAUCGAAAUGACAUGGUGUCAAUAUGCAAUUCCAAAAUUCUAUGGCACCUCCAUUGAAACUCAAGUGCUUGGAAAAAGACAGCUGAAGCUCUUGAACAAUGGUGAAACUUACGUGAUGAACUCUCCAAAUCUUGUUAUAAAGUUUCUUCCUGUGCCUGAUGUGGAGUGGUUGGGCAAUGUCACAGUUCGAUGCCAAGAAACUGGCCUUGAAGCCGAGUUGUGUUUUAAAGGCACUUCUUUUCUAGGCAGACGAGGAAAUUACAGGUCGAUUAAAGGAAAAAUUCUAUCUUCAAUGAAGACUAUUUACGAGAUCAGUGGUCAUUGGGAUAGGACUGUGACUAUCAAGGAUAUCAGCAAUGGAAAAAUGACGGUGAUUUAUAGAGCCAAGGAUGUGAUUUCUGCCAUGAAAACACCCGUUGUCAAGGAUGUGAAGGGAUUAUGGGCAAAUGAAUCUGCUGUGGUAUGGGCAAAAGUUAAUGAAGGAAUUCUGAACAAGUCCUGGGAUAAAGCAAAGGAUUCCAAGACAGCGAUUGAAGAUAAAGAAAGAGAACUGGUAAGAAACAGGAUUUCAAAAGGUGAAGCUUGGGUUCCAAACCAUUUUGUAUUAUCUAAUUGUAAACAAGAAACUGGUGAAUGGGAAUGGGAAUGGGAGGUUAAACCAAAACAUACAAAGGUCCCUCCAGCUCCUAUCAGUGUCCCUCUUUGAUCAUUCUCCCAAUAGUUAGGAUAUAUAUUGUGUAUAUUAUUGUGAAUGCUUUUAAUGUUUUUAUGGUAUAGGAUCUGGAUGUAAGUUGAUUUGAUUCAAAUCUAGAAAUGGCUUC